AAAAUUUCCACUGUUAUUGCUCGCAGACGCACUACCUACUCCGAGCGCGCGCUUCCAUUCUCACCGCCGCAGGGCCGCCCUGCCGCAGACGUCGGGGUGCUAUCACUCCCUCACGCGCCGCUCUCGCUGGCUAUCCUCUCUCAUCUGACCAACAGAGCUCCCAGCUCCCUCAAGACAUGUUACUUAUAUUAUCAGGAAACCAUGAUUCUCCCAGUUAGAACAAGAAAAUUUAAGGAGGCAGUGCAAAUGGGUUUCAAGACCCAGUUCACUCAUGACAAGUUACUUACAUUAUCAGGAAACUAUGAUUCUCUCAGUUAGAGCAAGCAAAUUUGAGGAGGCAGUGCAAAUGGGUUUCAAGACCUUUCAUCACCUGAAGGUAGGAAACAGUAAGAGAUGCAGAGAAGAAUAGUAUCACACAUUUCUCUCAAGGGAUUGCAAUGCCAAUUAAGUCAAAAAAAUUUUUACAUCUCCACAAGAAUGCUCAACUUGGGAGCAGAAGGUUGGGUAGAUGAUCCACUGUAUGCAGAUGUACCAAAGCCUCGCAGGAGAAAGUCUGAGAGAAAACCAUAUCCAACACCCAUGAAACUUUUGAUAAGAAGGGCCAAAGCGGAGAGAGAAGCUAGAAAGGCUCAGCCGUGUAGGAUGCUUGAAGAACCUCCUGACAAUGGCCUCCUUGUCCCUGAACUUGUGCACGUGGCUCACAGGGUCUAUCAAGCCCGAGAAUCACUCCUCCUUGGGCUGUCCAAACUCAUUGAGGUCAUUCCUGUCAAGCGCUGCAGGUUUUGCUUUGAGGUUCACAUUGGCCAUGUGGGUCAUGAAAUCAGGACCUGUACUGGGCCAAAGAGUGGUUUCCGCAGUGCUACACAUGUUUGGAGAAGUGGUGGUGUCCAUGAUAUGAUUUAUUUUCCCAAGUGUUUCCAUCUUUAUGAUCGUGUCGGGAAACCAAGAGUUGGGCAUGAUGAGAGGUUUAGUGUCCAGCAAGUAACUGCCAUUGUUGAGCUCUGUAUACAGGCUGGUUUAGAACUUGAGAAGUACCCUACAAGGAGAAGAACGAAACCAGUGUACUGUAUUGAAGGAAGAAUUGUUGAUUUUGAGUUGGCGACACAAAAGGAUGACAUGAAUAGAAACUCAUAUUAUGAGGAUCUCAAUCUCCUCGCAGAGUCCGGUGAAAGGGCGAAGGUUGAAGAAAAUUUUGAUACGAGUCCAGAUAUGGAGUAUCUUGUUAAUCUUGUAUCACAGUCUAACAAUGAGGACAUAAAUAGUUUGAGGGAAUUAAGUAUUUUAACACUAGAAUCAUGGUCAGAAAUGAUAUCAGGAACAAAGAAGUUGAUGAAAAAAUACAUUGUGAAUACCUGUGGAUAUUGUCCUGAGGUUCAGGUGGGUCCGAAGGGACACAAGUUAAGGAUGUGCAAGGCAUCGAAGCACCAGUCUCGCAACGGUUUGCAUGCUUGGCAAGAAGCAACUAUAGAUGAUCUUGUCGGCCCCAACUAUGUUUGGCAUGUGAGAGACCCACAGGGACCUGUUUUGGCUAACAACCUGAAGAGGUAUUAUGGCAAGGCUCCAGCGGCAGUCGAGGUGUGUGUUCAGGCAGGGGCACCUGUUCCAGAUCAAUACAAGAGUAUGAUGAGAUUGGAAGUGGUUCCUCCCGAUCGUGAUGAAGUUGAUCUUGUUGCCUGACCCUGUGUUUCUUGCAGAUAGAUGGCAUACAUCAUCAACCGGACAUUUGAAUACACCCGAAAUUGCCUCGUCAUUUUUACUCCCCAUGACCAACUUUGUUUUUCUGGCUUUCCUCACUUUUCUCCUUCCCUCCAAUGAUGAAUUAAAGGCAAUCUGUGUAGAUCUUUCCAGUGAAUGGUUUUAUAAAAUAGUUUACAAAGGUAAUCUUCUCUUCCUAUUUCUGUUUUUGCUGUUGUAAUUCGACCAGUGCAGGGACAGUUGAGAGCCCAAAAAAUUGAAAAUUGUGUGAAUGUUGCCUA
Messenger RNA from Malania oleifera, 1976 nucleotides. Its product is annotated as APO protein 3, mitochondrial. Bases 394 to 1677 code for a protein of 427 amino acids. Gene Ontology annotation, molecular function: RNA binding. The transcript is spliced from 4 exons. The record is from RefSeq and is a predicted model, not a curated record. NCBI's taxonomy places the organism in Eukaryota, Viridiplantae, Streptophyta, Magnoliopsida, Santalales, Ximeniaceae.